This is a messenger RNA of Hippoglossus stenolepis (Pacific halibut), 2145 nucleotides long. It is a transcript of the gene noxa1, whose product is annotated as NADPH oxidase activator 1. The record is from RefSeq and is a predicted model, not a curated record. The coding region runs from base 105 to 1694 and encodes 529 amino acids. Lineage: Eukaryota; Metazoa; Chordata; Actinopteri; Pleuronectiformes; Pleuronectidae. The transcript is spliced from 16 exons. Gene Ontology annotation, molecular function: superoxide-generating NADPH oxidase activator activity; protein binding. Gene Ontology annotation, biological process: superoxide anion generation.
CCUCCCCUUGUUUCCCUGUAGGCACAGUGAGUGAGACAGCAGGCACCGAGGCUCAGCUGGACACUGACUGAACUCUCAGAGGCCGCUCAUUCAGACGCAACAGGAUGCUUUACACUGUGCUACUACAGUUGUGGGAUGAGUCCGUGCAGGCUGUGGACGCCAAGGACUGGCAAGGAGCUCUGGACAAACUCGAGCAGAUUAGUGAACCCACGUCUCGCACCCUGUUCAACAGCGCCUCAGCUCACCUGGCUCUGGGACAACUGGACCUGGCCCUCCAGGCUUUAGACCUCACUAUUGUCAAGGAUGAACGUCUUGCUGUCGGCUUCUUCCAGAGAGCAGGAGUGAUGAUGCAGAUUGGCAGGUUGGAGGAGGGUCUGUCCGACUGUAUCUGGGCACAGAAGCAUAUGAGAGGAAACAUCGUCAUUGACUACACGCAGCUGGGACUGAGAUUCAAACUCUACAGCUGGCAGGUGUUAUAUAAUGCAGCAGCUGUGUACUGUCGGAUGGGCCACUGGGAGCAGGCCAGGGAGGUCCUGCUGUCAGCUGCUCAGGAGAGAGGAGGAAGUCGAGGGGGGAACGUCGAGGUGUCUCUGGACAGCAUCCUGAGAAAGGAGGUCCUGGCUCCCAUCCUGGUGCCUGGGCAUGUGGUGUUUCGUCCCAAGAAGCAGGAUGUGGAGCAGCUGCCGGAGAGAGAUUUCCUGGGCAAAGCAAAGGUGAUCUCCUCCAUGAUUCCUAAUGAUGAUUAUGGAGGCUUUGAACCUCUGAGGCUACAGAAACCUGGUUUCUAUGAGCCCAAGAUGGAUGGAGCUCAGGAUUCUCGAUACAUGCGUGUACGUGUCCCUUACAUGGCUCGGGGCCAAGGACAGCUGACUGUGCCGGGAGGGGCCAAAGUGUUUUUAUUCGGCGAGGAGGACCGGGAUGGGAUGGCAACUGUUAUAUUUGAUGGAAAGAGAGGACAUCUGCCAGUGUCCCUGCUUGAACCUUUAGAUGUCAAGAUGUCCAAAGGCAAAAAGGAGAAUAAAUUUUCCAGUGGAAUCCCCUUCCCCCCCGGACUCAAGCCACCCACCCGUCCACAGGGCCAGCACGACCCUGCAGUUCCUCCUCGGGUACGUUUUACCUCAGACACUCCACCUCCAUCCCACACCACUCCCACCCACGCACCGUUGCCAGCCUCAGAGCCUCCCAACACUGCCAGCGAGCAGCCCAUCAGCUCAGCUCAGCUGGAGGAGGUUGACUCUGUGGUGGUAAAGGUCCACUACACGUACACUGUGGCUCUGUCUGUCCCUCUGGACGCACCGUACCAUGAGGUGAAGGAACAGAUCGCACAGAAACUGGGUCAGUCUGCGUCUCAGCUGCGCCUCAGACAUAAGCCACAUGGCUCCCAGGUGCUGAUACCACUGAGAGGGGAGGUUGAGCCAGGCUGCACCAUGCAGGAGGUGGCUGAGGCGGGCAGAGCCAUCCUGUGGUGUCAGAAAGAAGACCCCUUGGCCAACUAUACCAUCCUCUACCAGAUGGUGGCGCUCUAUGACUACUUUGUUCAGGGCCCCGAGGACUUGGAGUUCAGUGAAGGAGACACCAUUGACAUCCUGGGCGAAGUUAAUGAGGAAUGGCUUGAGGGACACUGUGCAGGAAAUAUUGGCAUCUUCCCCAGCUGCUUCGCCUACAGGGAGGACGCCAACAUCACCCAGUCCUAAAAGCCGACAAGUUACUGUACAGUAAUGUCCAAUAAAGCUGUGAAUGGUGGCUGUUUAUAGCCUCAGAACAGCCACACAGCUGCCUUAUAGCAGCAUACAGUCCACUCAGCACUGACUUUAUUGUGCUUUAAAAAUAUUUCUGUCCCAUAUGGUAUCAAUGUAAUAUUACUAUAGUGGCUCCGAGUAUGUCUAUGAUGAUGAAGAGCAUGUAUAUAUUAAACCUUCUGUAGUUUUCCAGUUUUUUAUGUCCUAUAGUAUCACUAUAAUAAUCCUGAGGUACUCUGUAUUAUUCAAAUAAGGGUUUAUACUGACACCUGUGAUGACUGUAUGAGACUUUGUGUAUGUAUGUUCGUGAAAUAAAUAAAAUAAAGUGUAUACAGGUUAUUAUAGACUGCCAUAAGGGCUAAGAUUGUAUUCUGAUAUAUUAUCUUAAUAAAACUUCUGAAGAUCC